This is a messenger RNA of Aedes albopictus (Asian tiger mosquito), 3181 nucleotides long. RefSeq names its product leucine-rich repeat neuronal protein 3. The transcript has 4 exons. Gene Ontology annotation, cellular component: extracellular matrix. Bases 698 to 2239 code for a protein of 513 amino acids. The record is from RefSeq and is a predicted model, not a curated record. Gene Ontology annotation, molecular function: protein binding. Lineage: Eukaryota; Metazoa; Arthropoda; Insecta; Diptera; Culicidae.
GAGCGAAGUGGAGAGACAAACUUAACGUCCGAUCUCGCUGGACUGUUGUUGUAAUCGCUACGGGGGUGCGCGCGCGUUUCGAGUAAACAUAUGUAAUUUCGUCUUCCCAGUGGAGGUUAUUCGCGCGGUCGUCGUUACAUUACACAUUGGAUUCGGAAUCAUGAAGUUGGUUUCAUCGAAACGACCGCGACGACGACGCUGGCUGGUGGUGAAUCGUGUGUAACGAGUAACCACCGCGUAGAGGUUACCUUCGCUAGCGUAUAACCCGGUUCCCGAUAAGAUAAGAUAAAAUGCGACGCCGUUAUCAGCGACAGCAGCAGCGGUGGAGUACCCGAACCGAUUCCAAGGUACCUAUAAUGCAACCGAUACGAUCGGGGCUCUCAUUUCGACGGUGGAACGCGAUAGCGAAGAUUGAAGAAUCAACGACGGCGUGCCGCGGCCAAUCGACAUCGGAAGUGUCAGGCCCAGCAGAGAAAAAAAAAACAGCGCAUGGGUGCGCACAGGAUUUAGAGUAACAAGUGCGCAAAAGUGAGUCAUCAUCCCGGUUCCAGUGAUCUGUGAUUUCAAAACUUGUGUAGGAAAAUUAGUUUAAUUACCCGCAAGACAACAAGGAGAAGGCAGUGACAGCAGCACUUAAUUAAGUGAAUUCCAAGACGAUUGUGUGAUGAAUGAUUGAGAAGAAUUUAGUAAAUCUACGAUGAAGAUUCUAGUGAAGUGUUCAAUAGUGGCGAUCUGCCUGGGGUUGAUCUUGGCUACCACCACAGUACGCGCAGCCGAUGAUGACGACGCCAGCAAAAACAGCACAAGCGACAAAAAGGAUAACUCCACCGACAGCAAUGGCGGAGAUCAGUCUUCCAAGGAACCAAGCCCACUAUGCACCACGUGCACCUGCAAAGCCGAGGCGCGCACCUUCGACUGCUCCUCGAUGAAACUCUACAAACUGUUCAACAUGAGCGACUGGGCAACGCUGAACGAAAGCGGAGUCGCUACCGAAACCAUGAUCCUCAGCCGGAAUGGCAUUCCGGAGGUUCCUCAACUGCCCAAGUUAGACGUCAAAGUGUUGGAUCUAAGCUACAACAACAUCAGCGUCAUCGCCAAGAAGGCCUUCUACUACCUGAAGGACCUGGAGGUACUGGAUCUUUCGCAUAACAUGCUAACCCGGAAGACUCUGAUUCCGGAGAUCUUCGAGGGAAGCUACAAUCCGGACGAGUACUUGCCGAUGGAGAAGCUGCGUGUGCUCCGACUGGGCAACAACGAACUGCACGCCCUGGAUCCGGAUCUGUUCGAGCAUUUGCCCGCCCUGGAGGAGUUGAGCCUGAAGGAGAAUGUGUUCAAAAUUAUCGACCAGGGAUCGGCGGUCGCCAUCGGGAGCAUUGUAACUCUGAGGGUGUUGGAUUUGAGCUACAUGGAGCUGGAGGAGCUUCCGAAGCCGAUAUUCCACUCUCCGCAGGGGUUGAACUACUUGAAUUUGACGGGCAACCUGCUGACGGAAAUUCCCGAAGCGCUGGACUACACUAUUAAUUUGAAGUGGCUCAGCUUGGACGAGAAUCCGAUCGAGAGCAUCCAGGGAGAGAAGGUGUUCCCGGCGAUCAAGACCUUGGAGUACCUCAGCAUGUCCUACAUCACUCCACUGAAGGUGAUUGGACGCGGAGCGUUCAGCAAACUGGAAGGUCUGAAAGAAAUCCAUCUCUGUAACAAUCCGGAGCUGACGCAUCUGCACGGGGAAGCUUUCAGCAGGGCCAGUCCGGACGACCCGGUCCGGAUGGAGUGGCCUCGGGUGAAGCAGCUCUACCUGCAUAACAACAAUCUGAGUAUGUUGGACUCGCAGCUGCUGGCCCGGUGGGACGACAUGGAGGUGAUCGACGUUCGGGUCAAUCCGUGGUUGUGCGACUGCGACAACCAGUGGAUGGUGGAGACUCUGCUGCCGAUCAUCGAGAAGACGACCCCGAAGAUCUUGAACAAUAUUGUCUGCGCCGCCCCCGGCCAAAUGAAGGGCCUCUCGAUGGUGGACCUGGAGCACAAGCACAGCCAGAUGCGCUGCCUGGACAAGUAUGGCAACCGGCCGCAGAACGACGGUGCCCUCCUGAUAGGCCUGCUGAUCGGCAUCCUGGCCGGCAUUCCCCUAACCGCGGCGGUCAUCAUGAUCUACCGGCGGGGCUGCUUCGGACUGAUUCGCCGUGGGCCGGCCGAUUUUUCGCGGGCCUUCUACACCCGUGCCACCAACGAUGACAACUUCUAGGACGGAGGAAGUGGUGGAGUGGAUCAACUAUAAUGUGCCAAAUAUGUAGUAAGCGCCCCCGCCGCGCCGUCGCGACGGGGGCGGCCAUUUUCUAAGUCAGGGUUUGUGAUGACAUUUUAGUAGGCUAUGACUUCAUCAGCCGUAGCGCAGUGGUAGGUAGUUGUGAUUAGUGUUAAGACGUGUGUGUAAUGCAGCCAGUUGAACCUUAAAUAAAGAAAUCGAUUACAGGGAGUAUUUCUCUGAAAGUGACGUAGCGGGUGUUUCAUUAUUAAUUCUUAUUAUUUUAUUAGUUUUGACAAGACAAUUUGUCAUUCUCUGUUUUUUACUUAGAUUUUCUUUUUAUGGAAAACUUUUUGUAGUGUAUAAAUAGCGUUUUUCGUUUCUAUUGUUACAGUUUUUGUUUGCCUUCGCACUGUCUCCUUUCCUACUAUACAGCGGCUAUGGGGUAUAUAAUAUAUGUAUAUAAUGUAUAUAUUAAUCAUAAUUCGUAAUAAUAGAGCGUAAUCGGUGAAGUUCCCUUCCCUUGCCUGCGUUCCUAACGUGCGCUCGGACGCCCCCAAAAUCCAUUCCUUGGCCUAAACAAAACCGAAACAGCGGGGAAUUCGGGCCCAACGCGCCCCCAAACGCACGCAUCAUUAGGUAUUGGUGAUAGUAAUAAUCAUUCUGUUACAAAACAAACAAAAAAAAAUCGCUUUCACUAGAUAUAUUUUCCUUCGCUAUCCUACACAUAUGUAGGGGUGUCCCAGGACAACCCUACUCUUGCCACGGAGCUUUCAUUUCCUUCCGCUUCGAUUUUCCUAGCCUACUACCAUUUUUUUUGUUCUGUUUUUGUUUUUUUUUCCUUUUCGCUACAACUGUCAUCGCCAUGGGCAUGGGGGCGAAAUUUUGGUUAGUAACGGUAGCCCCGCCCACUUUCGCCUUUGUUAAUGGUUGUUUGUUUGU